Molecule: messenger RNA, 477 nt
Organism: Theileria equi strain WA
Lineage: Eukaryota; Apicomplexa; Aconoidasida; Piroplasmida; Theileriidae
Product: RNA recognition motif domain containing protein
Exons: 4
Coding region: 1-477 (158 amino acids)
Biological process (GO): mRNA splicing, via spliceosome
Cellular component (GO): nuclear speck
Molecular function (GO): RNA binding
Source: RefSeq, a predicted model, not a curated record
AUGGGAAGUCGAUUCGAGUCCAUGGAAGGCAAAAGGCUCUACGUGGGAAACUUGAACGAAGAUACCACAACUGAUCAGAUCGAUUCGCUAUUUUCGAGGUUUGGGAUUCUGACAAACGUCUGGGUGGCCAGGAGGCCCCCAGGAUUCGCCUUUGUUACCUUUGAGGAUCCCAGAGAUGCUUCAGAUGCAAUUGCCGAGCUAAAUGGCCGGGAAUUUCAAGGCACCACAUUGAGGGUGGAGUAUUGCAAAGGCGCUCGUCCAUCCAGACCCUUUAGAACACGCGAAAGGGAUCCGCAUGCGUUUCCAAUGAGAAAUGCCGAGUUUGUCUUUUCCAUCCUCAUUCGAUUAGCUAUAGGAGGAGUAGAUCUAGAAGUAUGCAAAGAAGAAAAAGCCCAAGUUAUGGGCGACCAUACCCUAGAGAUAGACGACCCUACUAAAAUGUACAGUAUAAUGUUACACGUUAGUUCAAAGUUAUAG